AGAGAAUAACCUUUUUUAUCAUUCAAACGUGAGGCCCUAAUCGUAUAAUAUUUUUAAAAUGUCGAUAUUAAGAUCUUCUAAGUUUUUGCGGUAUUUCGUUACUUUUGCUCGAAACACUGUUUUUACAAGACCCACCGAAUACGAUAACACCUUGUUAAGAAAUAGUAAACUUUUGGUUAAUUCCAACUUCAGUUAUGCCUCUCAGCCUCUUAAUCAAAAUAGAAAUAUUGAAAAGUCUAUUCAAAAACUUGAUCAAGAUGUUCGCAGAUCAGGAAGAAUAUCGAAGAAAGAAUUGGAAGAAGUAUUUAAUGAAAUCAGGCAUUCAAAACAUGCCACUAGUACUCAAUCGUUAAUGAUUAUUCGGUGCUGUGGUAAUUUAGUACCAGAAGAAAGUCCUGAGGUGAGGACUAAGCUUGUGAAUGAAAUUUGGUCUACAUUUGAAAAAUUAGGAGUUCCAUUUGAUAUCAGCCACUACAAUGCCUUGUUACGAGUCUAUCUAGAGAACGAACAUCAAUUUUCACCAUCGGAGUUUUUAGCUGAUCUCCAGACGAAAGGAAUUGAACCGAAUCGUGUGACUUAUCAGCGACUGAUAACAUCUUAUUGUCAGAAAGGUGACAUAGAAGGCGCGACGAGAAUACUUGAAUACAUGAAGGAAAAACAAAUGCCUGUAAACGAAUCCGUUUUUAAUUCUUUAAUAAUGGGACAUUUUCAAGCAAAUGAUGUGAAAAGCGCAGUAGGUAUUUUAGGUGUCAUGAAACAGGCUAACGUGAAACCUUCAUCGGAAACUUAUUCAACAUUGUUGUGCGGCUAUGCCAAAAAUGGUGAUAUCCCAGCUAUUAAUGAUAUUCUGUCACAGUGUGAACAAGAAGAUGUAGAUUUAUCAGACAAAGAUAUUUUAGAAGUUAUAUACACUCUUGCAAUAAAUAAACACACUGAUCUUAUCGAACAGUUGGCUGAUAAGCUGAAGAAAUUACCAGGAUUUAACCAAGAUGCAAAGAAUGUCAUACUUCGUCUUCUAGUAAAAGGUGAAGACGAGGCUGCUAUAAAAGUAUUUCGCAUGAUGUUACCUGUCAAUGCGUCGGAAGGUGAAAGCGUGGCUAUUGGGAAUUUUUUGAUUAGGCAGAUGGUUAAAUGUCAUAGACCUGUUGAGAAGAUCAUCGACUUCUGUAAUGAAUUGAAAAAAUCAGGAGAAAAUGUUUCUGCUAUUUUUGUCGCCACUGAAGCAAGCUUGACACAUGGUGAACCACAAACGAGCUUAAAACUUUUAACAGAAUUGGCCAAAGAGCAUGAAUUAUGCCCUCAUUACUAUUGGCCGAUUCUCGUGCAGUUUGGAAAAGCAAAGAAUUAUGAUGGGAUGAUUGAUACUUUAACACAAAUGAUUGAAGAAAUAGGCCAGCCUGCUACUGGUGAAACCUUGAGGGACUACGCCGCCCCUUACAUCCCUCAAGACGAGCAAGGUGUUCUUCUUUUAUCUAGAGCCGGAGUACCUGUGGCUACGAGUGCUGCUGCUAUGAUUGGCAAUCUCCUGGCAAAAAACGAUAUUAAAACUGCUGCUAAAAUUGGUUUGCAAUUCAAGGCCAAUUAUACAAAUCCACAGCUGUGCAGGAACGUCGUACUCUCUUUCAUCAAUACUAAGGACCUUGAAUCUUUCAUUACUCUGGUGAGGGUCAUUGUCGACAGUUCCAAAGAAGAUAACGAUUUAGCCGGUAAAAUGUUACUCGAUCUUGUUCAGUUGUUGAGGAACAAUAGAUCCCAAACCCUAUCAACAGUAUUAAAGGCUUAUCUUGAUUCUGGUUUGGCCAUCAGCAAUCAAGUGUCUGAAGAGUUACAAAAUAUGCUCAAUGGUACGGAACUCACUUCUGAGAUUGAAGAGCUUCUUUCAAAACUUGUCUCUUCGGAAUUGACUCCAUUGGAACUGGAAAGACCAAAUCGACAGAAAAUUAUGACGACAGAAGAUGAAAUUAUCAGAAAUAUCAAGAUAGCCACUUCUAGAGGUGAGCCAGCUUGGAAUUUAAAACGACAACUUCUAACUCUUUAUUGCACGAACAAGGAUCUUGAAAAAGCUGAACAGAUCAAGAAGGAAAUGGAGGAGAGUGGCUUUGAAUUUCUGGUCGGUUUAAAUGUAUUGAUCAUGGAUCUAUAUGUGUAUCACGAGAAACUUCCUGAAGCUCUGGAAUAUUUGAACAAAAUAUUUGAAAAUGAAGAUGUCGAAAUUGAUCCUGGUAAAGUGAUCAAAAUGGCAGCGCUCAUGGUGAAGAAUAACAUGACUCAGGAAGCCAUUGAUCUGAUAUCCAAGAGGAAGCCACACGAAGUCGAUUCUACGUCAGAUAGAAUGACUCAUUUCAACUCACUUGGUUGGAGAAUUCUAAAUAUCUUGGCCGAAAACAAGGAUGUCGAAAACCAACGGAAAAUGUUCAACGUCCUCAUGGAAAAAAAUUAUGUUUUACCCAACAAUAUGUUGCUUGGACCUUUGUUAAAAGUACAUCUCCUAAGGGAUGAUCUGGACUCUGCUCUGAAAUUUUUCGAAGAGUGUUGCCAUAAGUAUAGAGCUACUCCCUGGAAGAACGAAAUCGCUUGCAAGCUCAUACAAAAAGAGGAUCCAGUCGCUUUGCAAAAGUUAACGGAUCUCUCAACGCAGAUUCAUGGUGAAAUCAACAGCCUUUACGAUCUUGUUCUGUCUUUUGUUGAAUGUGGAAGAAUAAGACAAGCUAGAAAAAUCCUUGAGACGCCUGGGUUAAGGAGCAGGACACUGCGCCUCAACUCAGCUUGUGAGAGGUACGACAGCGAAGGCCACGUCACCCAUCUUGAAAAUUUGGUCGAGGUGACAAAAGAUCUGCACCAUAUUGACAGGGCAGACAUUUAUUACCAUCUUUUGUCUUUGUAUUGUAAGAACGAUCAGGUAGAUAAGGCAAUGGGAUUAUGGACACAAAUGCAAGACGAAGAUGUUCAACCCAGCGAAGCAUUCUUAUAUAAACUUGGAAUCCUUCUAAAAAAACAUAAUAAACCUGUGCCGUUUGCUGUUCCAUCCAUGACAGUUGUUCCAGAGGAUAGAAAAUCAGGGCCAACUAGUAAAAAUUUUAAUUUAAAAAAUUAUCGUGCUGCUGUUAAUUCAAAGGAUGCUGACGAGGCUCUUAACUGUAUAAAAAGGGUAAAAGAUGAUGAUCUAACAAAAGGAGACCGAUCGAAAUUGAUUCUUUUAUUGUGCACCAACGGGCGUCUCGGGGAAGCCACUAAGUUGAUAUUGGACUGGUUAGAGAAGGAUAUAAGAGUCAAUAUCAGACCUUUGAGCUACCUGAUAAACCAGCUUGCGUUAGUUGGAGACAUUGAUUCUUUAAACAAUCUAGGAAAUAAACUUGAUGAGGAAGUUAAAAAGAUGACCUCAUUCAGCAAUCGAAUCGCUCACUGCAUGACCGAAGCUGGGAGGGCCGAGGAACUCCUGGCUGAUUUGGAAUCGAAACUAAAAGCUGCUACCUCUGAGGAUGAAUUAAAAACGUUACAAAAAGAGUUUCCUAGGGGAGGCAUAUUCUCUAUCUUAGACACACCUAAUCUCCUCUCUAAAUUUGAAGAAAUCGCUCUCUUGUACAGAGAGAAAGGAAUCCUGGAGCCAACAAAUGUUCUCUGGGCCCAUUACGUUAUUACGAGAAAUACUGAGAAAGCAGCCGAGGCUUGGUCUCAUCUUAAACCUCUAGAUAAACUUCUUUUUCAACCAAUUUUGAAAUACAUUCGUAAAGCUGGAGAUCUUCCUAUGGUCAAAGAAGUCAUAGAGACAUAUAAAACUGGGAAUUUUCCUUUGCAAGGUUUGGGAGUUCUUUACAGUACUGGAAUUGACGUUGCUAUCCUCUCAGGAAAUUUCGAAGAGUGUGAAAAGCUUCUGGAGCGAGGAAUCGAGGAUUGUACCAUUGAUCACAUUUCCAGAACAACACUAUUGAGAGCCAAGAAGUUAUACGAAAUCAAAGAAAAGGAAUUCAAACACAAGAUUCCUUUGAAAUAUUCACCUGUCAGGGGCUCUUCAUCAUCGUCAGACAGCGAUAGUGACGGUGAAAGAAAUAUAAAGAAGGCAACAAACUAGUAAUUUUAGAAUUAGUUUUUAUACCCUAAUAUAUAUAUUUAUAUUUGAUUCAUCGAUUGUGUUAGUCACGGUAAUAAACUGUUUUUAGACUAUUUUUCGGUUACGUAGUAUUUAAUAGUAAUUAUCAUAUUUCCACUAGUUAAGAUAGUUUUGCUAUGAUUUGUACUGUGUUUCUCUGAUGUAUAUUUUCUUUUUAUUGAAUUGAAUACUAUAUAAUUGUUUUGUUUUUUUGAAAGAGUAAUAUAAACUUAUACCUUAGUAAUAUUACCAGGGCCGCUAAUCCUACAAACCAUUGUUAUUGAUUCAAUAAGAUUUUGCAGUUAUUUGCUUUAUAAGUUUUUUUGUUAUUGUUUUUUAGUCAAAUGUCUUUUUGUCUUCAAAUAAGCAAUGCAUCUUUGACUUAACUUAGUUAUUGUAAAGUGUUAGCUUUAAAAAUUAAAAAUACUAUGUACAGUGUAUAUAUUUUUAUGGUUAUGUAAUGUAUAUAUAUCACUAAUAAAUUUUUCUUUUUUUUAAUAUA
Messenger RNA from Nezara viridula (southern green stink bug), 4589 nucleotides. Lineage: Eukaryota; Metazoa; Arthropoda; Insecta; Hemiptera; Pentatomidae. The record is from the annotation of a GenBank genome assembly.